Molecule: messenger RNA, 396 nt
Organism: Pseudogymnoascus destructans
Lineage: Eukaryota; Fungi; Ascomycota; Leotiomycetes; Thelebolales; Thelebolaceae
Exons: 1
Coding region: 1-396 (131 amino acids)
Source: RefSeq, a predicted model, not a curated record
AUGGCUGGAGACAAUACUGGAUCAAUCGUUGGAUCGAAGGGGAAGGUUGCUACUGAACCUACCAUCGAAGCCCCACAGGCUCACCCUUCGGACAAGUUGAAGAUUGCAUUCCCAGACACCUUUCAUGGGGAUCGCAAGAAGCUCAAGAGUUUCAUCAUCCAGACAGAGCUAUGGAUGGCGUUUAACGCCAAACACUUCAACAAAGAAGUGGAACAGUGUCAUACUGACAUUCGUUGCACUCAGUUUGCUAUCAAACUCAAGAGCAAACUUGGAAAUCUCCUCCUCAAACCUACAAGUCACUAUACAUAUUUUGGCUUAUCACACCAACAACAAGAGCAAUACUACUCAACGAUUGCUACAACCAUCUAUGAUUCAUUACACGUCAUCGCUCCUUAG